AUGGCAGAUACUUCUUUUACCAUCAAUCUCAUCCCCACAGGGGACGAAAAUGAUUUUCGUACCAAAAAUGAAGACGGGGAGGUGUUUCGAGCUGUGAUGGUUUCGAGCCCCAAUGACUCCACCCUCAGCAUGCGGGGCAAAAUCGAAGAGAUACACCACGGCCAGAUGACCCAUGAGGGGCAGUCCCACCCCGCGACACUCCUGCUGUUUGACUUCCGCUUUCAAAGCGAGGCGAGUAGGCGGCGCUACUGCACGGCAAAGAUUGUUUUGGAGUUUUUUGAUCAGGGAGGGGUCCGCAGCAAGGACCCAAUCGUGGUCGAGAUGGCACCCACCAUGACCAAGUAUCUGAACCGCACUUCUCGCACACGUGAGACUAAGAACAGCGCCACUGCUUCUGCCCAAGUGGGCCAGGGGCCCUUCUCCUCCGGUCUGGGCUUUGGAUGGGAGGUCCAGGAAACGAGAACUUCCAAUUACAGCACUCGUGUUUCCGCUCGACCAUGGCACAGUGAUCCUUCGUCGGCCAACGAAAACGCGGUGAUCUGGUCGAUGGAGGAAAAUGGCCACAAGAAAGAUGGUGUGCCUUCAUUCUUACAGACUGCGGUUCUGAUUAGGCGCAGUGGGAAUCGUCCUUUCAUGGCCAAACUCCGAGUGGACAGUAAAGUGGACUUCCGCUCCACGGCUCGACGGAUUUUCCCGCUGACCACGGACGUCGACCACAUUAUCGAUCCGGUAACACUGAUGCCAGAUACCACUCAAGUUCGUUCAUCCGCGGUCACUGGGAUCCGAGAGGAUGACUUACAGGCCAUGGAGAAAUUGCCCAUCGCGCAGUACUUCUGUGUUGACGAGCCUGGGGGCGAUGCGGCAGCAUCCGAUCUCAACAUGACAUCCCUUUCCCAGCAGCCCAGUUUGUUAAAGUCGGAGAGUGAGGCGACUGUGUCGUUGAAUUUGUCCUUGGACAAUGGUACCAGUGCUUAG
Messenger RNA from Aspergillus aculeatinus CBS 121060, 975 nucleotides. RefSeq lists its product as uncharacterized. The coding region runs from base 1 to 975 and encodes 324 amino acids. The record is from RefSeq and is a predicted model, not a curated record. The transcript has a single exon. NCBI's taxonomy places the organism in Eukaryota, Fungi, Ascomycota, Eurotiomycetes, Eurotiales, Aspergillaceae.